AUGACGGGGCUCGCCAGCGACGGCGCUGUGGACGGCGCGACCAAGGGCCGAGAUGCCGACCAGCCUUCGGCGUCGCCAUCCUCCCCGGCGCGCGCCUCUCUUCUUGGCGCGCACGACGCAUUCCACGACCGCCUGCUGCGGCUGCCCAUCUUCGCGCGCGAGCUGGCUGCAGGUGGGAUCGCGGGCAUGAUCGGGAAGACAUCGGUGGCUCCAUUGGAGAGAGUGAAGAUCCUGUUCCAGACGGGAAGAAUGCAAGGCAAUGGUGUGGGCGAGACGUUGUUGCAGCUCUUGCGGACAGAGGGACUCCUAGGUCUUUACAAGGGGAAUGGGGCCAGUGUUCUACGAAUCAUCCCCUAUUCGGCUCUGCACUUCCAUGCGUACGAAAUAUACCGUCGGGCCCUCCUGCAGCUGCCCAUAAUGCAGCGUGUCCUGAGCUCCUCUUCUGGACAGGGCGCCAUCGACUUUGCUGCCGGCUCGGCAGCCGGAGCCAGUGCGGUGAUUGUUACCUACCCACUGGACUUGAUAAGGACACGUCUGGCCUGCAUGUCCGAAGUGCACAGAGACCGGCCGGCCUCAAGCACGCGAUGGUCAUGGUCUACAAGGCUCACGAUUCGGGGGGUGAUGGGCGAUGUGGUGCAGCAAGAGGGGAUAAUAGGCCUCUACCGAGGGAUCGGUCCCACACUUUUGGGUAUUUUGCCCUAUGCAGGCAUAAAAUUCUACGUGUACCAGUCCCUGAAGCGGCACUACAGGAAUGCUCGGCCCCAGGAGGGGCGGCUGCCUAUCCAUGUAAUGCUGACGUUCGGUGGCAUCGCGGGUCUUGUGGGCCAGACAGCAACGUACCCCUUGGAUGUUGUCAGGCGGCGGAUGCAGGUGCCACAAUACUCAACUGGCUUCCUUUCAAGCUCACCAUCCAAUGCGCUGGAUGGUUCCCUGCGAUCCAAGGCGGUGUAUUCGUCCACCUGGGACGGACUUGUGACCAUCAGCAGGCGCAACGGCCUCAGGGGUCUCUUUGCGGGGCUGAGCAUAAACUACAUGAAGGUGGUGCCUUCCACAGCGGUCGGCUUCACGAUGUACGACCACUUGAAAUCGUACCUGGCACUGAAGGGCAACCUAUGA
Ostreobium quekettii is the source of this 1116-nucleotide messenger RNA. The record is from the annotation of a GenBank genome assembly. NCBI's taxonomy places the organism in Eukaryota, Viridiplantae, Chlorophyta, Ulvophyceae, Bryopsidales, Ostreobiaceae.